Limulus polyphemus (Atlantic horseshoe crab) is the source of this 3169-nucleotide messenger RNA. Its product is annotated as agrin-like. Gene Ontology annotation, biological process: cell differentiation; multicellular organism development. The transcript is spliced from 14 exons. Gene Ontology annotation, molecular function: protein binding. NCBI's taxonomy places the organism in Eukaryota, Metazoa, Arthropoda, Merostomata, Xiphosura, Limulidae. The coding region runs from base 572 to 3163 and encodes 863 amino acids. The record is from RefSeq and is a predicted model, not a curated record.
UGGUAGAAAUACAGUGAGAAUAUGUCGUGUUUUCACAUAAAAGUUAUUACUGUAAGCUUCCUAGCUUGUUGGGACUAACACACUGGAGAAAGGCUUUCUCACACAUUACUUGUAAUAUUGGAGGGGGAAGUGGGUGUUCUAUGUCAGAUUGUUUCUUUUUCAGUUUUAAUUUUUAUUAAUGGGUAUAUUCCAAUGGUUCGGAUCGACAUUAGCCUACUGCUUUCGAGUGAAAUGUCGUGUUGAUUGCUUGGCAGGUGAUAGGGCGCAUGCUCAGUUGGUUAUCUCCCCUCUUAGCGGCCAUCGCGUUCUACAUUGAAAGAAACAAAUUGAAAGAAAAUCCUAGCGGAUUCAAAUUCUCUUCAAUGUCCAUAAAAGACACAUGACAAUUUACUGAACAAAAUCAAAAUUUGUAAACAAUUCUUAAUUCAUGUACCUAUCGUUGAAAAUUGAUUUGUUAUUCUGUUCAAAGACACAUGACCGAUAUUUCUUGUCAUAAUAUCCAAAUGUUUAACAGUACUCUUAAAAUUUUUAGCUAUAUUAGAAACUGUGUCAAUCUUUAGGAAUUCACAACAUGCUCUGCCUUCUGAAAAGAGUGCACAGAGAAGUAUUAGUGCUAGUUUUGUGUGUGUCUCUAACUUGGUGUUGUUAUAAAUUCCCCAAAGAUAUCAAGGAUCCCUGCGAAGAAAUGGAAUGCAAAUUUGGGGCCGAAUGCCGCCCAUCUAUAGACGGUCGGAGAGCCGAGUGUAUCUGCCCGAAAAAAUGUGCCACGUACGGCGACAGCCGAGGUUCCAGGCCCGUUUGCGGAAGCGAUGGUAAAGACUACCCUACAGUUUGUGAGCUUAAACGAACUGCCUGUCAAGAAAAGAUGGACAUUCAAGUGAAAUUCCAGGGUCGUUGUGAUCCAUGUCUAGGAGUAGAAUGUCCUUCCAACCAAGUUUGCCAACUUGACGACAACCGAAAUGCUAUAUGUCGGUGUAAUGCUAUUUGCUCUCGUGACUUCCGGCCUGUGUGUGGAUCUGAUGGGAAAACUUACACUAAUGAAUGUAUUCUCCGCGUGGAGGCGUGCAAGUCGCGAAGGAGUCUGAGGACUAUUUAUAUGGACAAAUGCAGUGAAGGUGCAAAUCCGUGCGAAAGUGUUCAGUGCGGUCCUGGUCAGGAAUGUGACAUAGACAGGUAUGGUAUCGCCAGCUGCAAGUGUCCAGCUAGCUGUGAGCCCGUCAUGAGGCCUGUGUGUGGUACAGACGAGAAAACCUACGACAGCGAGUGCGAGCUUCGAAGAGAAGCUUGUGUUCAGAAGAAAGACAUAGCCGUAGCUUACAGAGGAACUUGUGAUUAUAAAGGGCCUUGCCGUGAGUUUGCAUGUCGACACGGGUCUAUGUGUUUUAUCAGGGACGGUAUCCCUCUGUGUGAAUGUCCCACGUGUACUGAAGAGUUUCGGCCAGUGUGCGGCAGUGAUGGAAUUCUCUACAAUAACCCUUGUAAACUGAAGAAAGAGUCCUGCGAGAAACAAAUGGAAAUCAGCGUGGCUUUUGAAGGACAGUGUGAUGGCUGUGAGAACAAGAGAUGCGAGUACAACGCUGUAUGUGAAAGUGACGGAAAUGGAAAUGCCAAGUGUGUUUGUCCCGAGACAUGUGUUCAGUUAGAGUCGCCAGUGUGCGGAGAUGACGGCGAGACGUACGACAAUGAAUGUCUUCUGAAGGUGGCAUCUUGCAACAAGAAGAAAAACAUAAAAGUCGUGUCUAAAGGCCCGUGUGAUUUGUGUAAGGACGUUUACUGCAAGUAUGGGGCUCGAUGUGAGAAUGGUCAAUGCGUCUGUCCCUCAGAGUGCCCGGAUACUUACGAACCGGUCUGUGCCAACGACGGAUCCAGCUAUGCUAACACCUGCGAAAUGCGUCGGGCAGCAUGUCAACAGGCACAGGAGCUUAAAGCUCUGUUCUAUAGUGAAUGUGAUGACGUGGGUGGCUCAGGCUUAGAUAUAGGUUCCGGAUCCUGUGGAGACAAACUUUGUCAGUUAGAUGGAGUGUGUGAGUUCGAUUCUCGUGGUUUGCCCCAUUGUGUUUGUGACUUUCACUGUUCAACAGAUAAAGAGCCUGUGUGUGGUUCUGACAGACAUUUGUACGAUAACGAAUGUCUUCUAAGAGAAUCUGCUUGUAAAAUUCAGCAGGAAAUCACAACUGUAUCCAGAGAGUUCUGUGCAGAACCUUCGGAGCUGCCUUGCGAUGGAGAGGCUCCAUUAGUGGACCCAUUCCUUAAGAUUGAGUACGUCUGUGGUGGCGGGUCCAAUGCUGUACGUUGUCCCCCUAACAGCUAUUGCCACGAAACUCCAAGUUUUGCCAAAUGCUGCAGGAAAGUGGCUUUGAUAAAGACGUGUGCUGAUUCUCCAUAUGGCUGUUGUCUUGACGGAAAAACUCAAGCUCAAGGGCAUGACAAGGCUGGCUGUCCGAGUGUAUGUAGCUGUAACCGCCUCGGUUCGUACAGCCAGACUUGUGACCCUAAAACCAAACAGUGUUCGUGUAAGCCUGGGGUCGGGGGUCUCCGAUGUGACCGAUGUGAUCCUGGGUUCUGGGGUAUUCACAAAAUUGCUGACGGAAACAGUGGAUGUAUACCUUGUGGUUGUAACGAGUACGGAUCAGUUCGAGACGACUGUGAACAAACCACAGGUAGAUGUGUAUGUAAACCUAAAGUCAAGGGAAUGAAGUGCGAUGUGUGCCCUUCCGGUAAAGUUUUAGAGCACCGAGGGUGUGUUAACGAAUCUUUAUCCAGGAUGAUUGGUGAGUCGUGCGACAGCCGAACUUGCCAAUUUGGGGCCACAUGUAGAGAGGAGCACGGUCAAGAACAAUGCGUAUGUGACUUUAAAUGUCUGUCGUCCGAAUCUAAGCAAACUCUCUGUGGAAGUGAUGGUAAUACCUAUGCCUCUGAUUGUCAGAUGCAACUUUUCAGCUGCCGGUAUCAGAAGUUAUUGACAGUAACCAGCACAGGUCCUUGUAAACACGAUGCCGAUAUCACGCCAACUGGAAUACCAGUUCGACGAUCCACUGUACAGAAGUCUACCGGUGAUCAAUUUGAGUCAAAAUCAACACGCGACAUCACCCUCAGCCUGUCAAAAAAUUUCUUCCGUAGUACUAGACCUACUGCAGCUGCACCAGUUGAUACGGGUAAGUAAAACAGA